Molecule: messenger RNA, 2098 nt
Organism: Pararge aegeria (speckled wood butterfly)
Lineage: Eukaryota; Metazoa; Arthropoda; Insecta; Lepidoptera; Nymphalidae
Product: zinc finger protein 2 homolog
Exons: 13
Coding region: 296-2062 (588 amino acids)
Biological process (GO): regulation of transcription by RNA polymerase II
Cellular component (GO): nucleus
Molecular function (GO): DNA-binding transcription factor activity, RNA polymerase II-specific; RNA polymerase II transcription regulatory region sequence-specific DNA binding; zinc ion binding
Source: RefSeq, a predicted model, not a curated record
UAACAUUUAUCAAAAACUAUUUAUAGUUUCAAUAUCCAAUGUAAUUUAAAAUUUAACAACGAUUGCCAUUGUUUGUAUUCAAUAGAAAGACCAAAAAUCUUACUUUAAAUAACGAUCGAUUUCAAUAAUAAUUAUCGUAGUGUCCAUUUUGGUGGACUGCAAUUCUGUAAAUCUCUAUCAUUCUUCUGCUCUGUGCUGUGUAGUAAUGUGUCAAAUUGUUUUCAAAGUUUGUAAAUAUUGAAUAAAUCAAAGAAUAAUUUGAAUUCAAUUAUAAUUGUUUCCAUUUUAAUGAACGAUGGCCGGAUUUUUGGCGUGCCGUGUGUGCCUUGCGACGGACAAUGUAAAACUGUACGAUAUGUGUCAAUUCAAUUUUGUAACAGCAUACGAAAUUCUUACUGGAGUUGAGUUUACCAUACAAGAUGGCCUGCCGCAACACAUCUGUAACUACUGCAGUACACAGCUGAUGAAGUGUAUAACGUUUAAAGAGAAGUGUUGCACCACUCGAGAGAUAUUGCUGAAUGCUAUCGGACAGAAUCAGGAGUUGACAUUGGAAAGUCUAAGAACAAUAAAUCACCAGUUUGCUUUAAACCUGGUACAUGAAACCAAAUAUCCAGAUGAAUACAUAGAGUAUACGGAAUCAGAGAUUAAAGAGGAGGUGGACAGCAUAGACUAUGUAGACUUCAAGGCGGAUGAACCCAAGAGAAAGAAAAGAAAAAAGAAGAAAAUAAAACAGGAAAUAGAGGACAUAGUGAAACUGGAAGACGAUGAAAUAAAAAAAGACAUUUACGAUGACGACGACCCGAACGACACCGUCGAUAGCAUCGUCUACGACAGCGACGCGAUCCAAGAAGAGCCACCCACCUCCGAGGAUUUGAAAGACGUCGAGGUUGUGUACCUUAGCAAAGCCGACCAGCUGUCCGAGAUAGAGCAGAGAAAAACUUCGUCCAACUAUAUCAACUCGUUUUACAAAUGCGAUAAAUGCUUUAAAGGUUUCAUAACCGACGCCACCUAUAGAAACCACAUGCUGAGUCACGAUCGGGAGCGUGGCGAGUUCGUGUGCGAGAUAUGUCAGUCCCGCUGGGGGGAGGCGAGGCAGCUUAGAACCCAUAUCGUGAACUCGCACGAGAGGAAGUAUAUGUGCAAGCUGUGCGACCACGUGUCCAGAUCUAGUCACAGAGCCAAGGAGCAUUCAAACUGGCACAACGGGUUUACGUUUGAUUGUAAAGUAUGCGGGGCAAGUUUCGCUAAAUCCACGAGUCAUCUGACCCACAUCCGUCUGCAGCACCCGUCGAACAACGCUUGCGACAUCUGCGGCGAGUCCUUCAUCGGAGAGUUUGGAUUGCGGAUGCAUAAGCGAAAAGCGCAUAACUCAAGCUCAACGUCCAGCUGUACCCAGUGCGGUACCAAGUUCCACAGCAUAGAAGCUCUGGCGCGUCACCUACACCUGUCGCACAACGACACCUGCGAUGAGAACAUGAGGCCGUGCCCGGAAUGCGGAGAGGGCUACCCGUCCGAAGACGACCUGAAAGAACACAUGCUGCACCAUCACAAGGAAGAAAGCGUGAAUUGUGACGAUUGCAAGCGAACGUUCUCCAACGAGCGCUCCUACGCCAUACACUACCAGCGGGUCCACCUCGGGGUUAAGCUGAAGCAAAACAAGCCGAGGAGUCUCAAACGGCCCAGCGAGAGUGUGGUGUGCGAGAUAUGCGGGAAAAAGUGCAUUACAAAAGCAACGCUGACGUACCACCAGCGUAUACACACCGGAGAGAGACCGUUCCAUUGCACAGAAUGCCCGAAGAAGUUUAGCGUUUUCCAGAGACUACAGAUUCACUUGCGCACACACACGGGCGAGAGUCCGUACCAAUGCAAGAACUGCCCCAAGGCGUUCAAGCACAAGGCCGCGCUUAAUAGACACGAUCGGGUUCAUACCGGUGCGAAGCCCUACAGUUGCGCACAUUGCGGGAAGUCUUUCUCGCAGUCAAACUCCAUGAAGCUUCAUGUCAGCACCGUACAUCUGAAGCUACCGGCGCCGUACCGCGCGCGCCGACCCAAGAUAAACUGAGCAUAAAAAACUGUAUAAAUAAACGAUUUAUAUUUA